GCAGAAGCCAUUUUUCCUUCUCUCUUCGUCUGAACUCUUCUGGUUUCAUCUUCCGCAGUCUUUCGCUCUCUCAAAGAUGGUGUCUUUUGCGGCUGGGUUUCUUGUAGAAGAGCUACUUGACUUCUCUUCAGACAUAGGUGAAGAAGACGAGGAAGAAGACAACAAACAGAGCAAGAGCAACACCGCUAUGACCACCAACAACAGCUGCAGCAAAGCCCUUUCUUCAUCUUCAGCUUUGGCCUUGGACUCCAAACCCACAAACUCUACUACUCAUCAAAACUAUCAACCACAACAUGAAGCACAAACAGUGUUGAACAUUUUCGACCCAGAUGAUGACCGCCACCCUUCCUUACCCGAAUUUUUAGAAGAAGAACUGGAAUGGUUAACAAACGAAGACGCUUUUCCGGCAGUGGAGACAUUUGACGACAUUUUCCCAGGGAAGCUCAGUAAAGGCACAAAGAACCAGAGCCCUGUCUCGGUGCUUGAGAACAGUAGCAGCAGCGGUAACAGUGGCAUUAUGAGUUGCUGUGAUAGCCUCCGUGUCCCUAUGCGAGCCAGGAGCAAGAGGCGGAGGCGGAAAAGUAGUGGGUUCUCAGAUAUAUGGGGUCAGCAAUGGUGGUGGUGGUGUGAACCCAAGAACAAGAGUGUUGGAGGAGGAGGAGGAGCAGCAGCAGCAGCAAAUGCAACGAUAAUGGCGACUACAAAAUGUUUGCAUUGCGGGACUGAGAAGACUCCGCAGUGGCGGGCAGGGCCUUAUGGACCAAAGACACUCUGCAACGCAUGUGGGGUAAGAUACAAGUCUGGCCGGCUCGUGCCGGAGUACCGGCCAGCGAGUAGUCCUUCUUUCUCUAGUAAAUUGCAUUCAAACUCUCACAGGAAAAUAUUGGAGAUGAGAAGGCUGAAAGAGAAGGAAGUGUUGAUUAAUUCUAUGGAUAAAGGAUAGAACUUGUAUUCUUUUUAUUGUUAGAUAGAUAGAAUAGAAUUUAGGGAUUGCUGUACUGGAUAUUUGUUUGGAUUUUUGUUUCAACAUUAAACCAGUUUGAGUAGGGAAUUUUAGUGCUUUUCAUUUAAAUUAUGAAGUCCUGUGGG
Molecule: messenger RNA, 1089 nt
Organism: Telopea speciosissima
Lineage: Eukaryota; Viridiplantae; Streptophyta; Magnoliopsida; Proteales; Proteaceae
Product: GATA transcription factor 1-like
Exons: 2
Coding region: 77-943 (288 amino acids)
Biological process (GO): regulation of DNA-templated transcription
Molecular function (GO): sequence-specific DNA binding; zinc ion binding
Source: RefSeq, a predicted model, not a curated record